CCCCCCCCAGGGCCUCCCCGCUUUUGCAAAGCUGCAGCCUGGGGCAACUGCAGGAGCCAUGGCGGUACCUCGGGAGGAAUAUUUCCGGCUGGUCUGGCAGGAGAAAGUGCCGAAGAAGCAAGAGCAAAGUGUGGACCACUUCCCACCCGUGCUGCGCCUCCUGGAGAAGAGGCAGGAGCUGGAGGAGGCAGACCGGGAGCUGCAGGCCCGGAAAGAGGAGUUCCACACCACCAUGGCGGCCCUGCAGCACCGCUGGGAGCAACUGGAGCAGAAAGAGCGGGAGCUGAAGGGGUCCUUAGGCCGCUUCGACAAGUUCCUCCAGGAGGCCGAGGCCCGGCGCGGCCGCGCGCUGCGGAGGGCUGUGGAGGAGCGGGAGCGCGCGGGCCGGCGGGAGGCCGAGGCGCAGCGGCUGCGCGCCCAGCUCGAGGACCUGCGGCGGGAGCGCGCGCGGCUGCAGCGCAGGCUGGGGCACUUGGAGCCUUGCGCGCGGCUCCUGGAGCGCGCGCUGGAACAGCUGCCAGAGUUCCAGGAGGUCCACGAGCUGGUGGUGCGCUUCGAGGGCCUGGUGGAUACAAGGGUGGCGCUGCGGCAGGCCGAGCACGAGCGGAGAGUGGAGCUGGCGGCGGCACGCGCAGGGCUGCAGCGGCUGCGGGACGCAGGGCAGGACGAACUGCUGGCGCUGAGCCAGCGGCGCUCUGAACUGCAGGAUCGGCUGGAGGCGGCGCGGGAGCACAGGCUGCAGUGGGAAUCCAGGUGGAUUCAGAUCCAGAGCACCGCGGCCGAGAAGACCCUGCUCCUGGGACGCGCGAGGAUGGCGGCGCUCAACCUGGCCCAGGUAGUGAGCCAGCACCAGCGGCAGCCACCCGUCCUGGACGUGGAGGACACGGAGGCGCAGCUGGAGCAGGUGAAGCAGUUCAUCCUCGACCUCUCAGCCACGCUGGCCAGCCUCCGCCAGGCUGAGCUCGGGGCCACAGCCCCCACCCGGCUUCGAUGAGCAGUGGGGGACCCUGCAUUUCCAGUGGGGUGCACGUUGUGGCCAACUGGGGCAUGUUUUCUCAGGAUGAGUGGUGCCUGUCCAUGCUGCCAUGGGGCUUACAGAGGGGCACACACAGGCACCCCAUAGAUACAGGUCACGGCUGCUGUGGGACGAGGGGAGGUGUGUCCCACACCUAUCCACCACGUGACCCAGGACCAGACCCUCCUCCCAGGGGCUGGGGACAAAGCUAAGUGCAGAUAUUCAUGAGGAGCCAAGGCCCAGCCACAUGGUGGGUGUAUCUCUAGCAGGGUGUUCAGUAGAUGGGACGGGGGGCCACCAGAGGGGUGCCCAGAGGAAGCCUGGUCCCCAGGCCGCUGUGAGACUGCGGGGGCUGGGCCUGCCCUGAGGUCCAGCUGCUGGGUCACCGUAGGUCAGGGAAACCUAGGAGCCUGAAGCAGCACACAGGCCACAAGGACCUCAGCAGGGCCC
Octodon degus (degu) is the source of this 1465-nucleotide messenger RNA. It is a transcript of the gene Cfap73, whose product is annotated as cilia and flagella associated protein 73. Gene Ontology annotation, biological process: spermatid development. NCBI's taxonomy places the organism in Eukaryota, Metazoa, Chordata, Mammalia, Rodentia, Octodontidae. The record is from RefSeq and is a predicted model, not a curated record. The transcript has 7 exons. The coding region runs from base 59 to 994 and encodes 311 amino acids.